Messenger RNA from Kalmanozyma brasiliensis GHG001, 1224 nucleotides. RefSeq names its product sulfur transport domain protein. The transcript has 3 exons. Gene Ontology annotation, cellular component: plasma membrane. Lineage: Eukaryota; Fungi; Basidiomycota; Ustilaginomycetes; Ustilaginales. Bases 1 to 1224 code for a protein of 407 amino acids. The record is from RefSeq and is a predicted model, not a curated record.
AUGACGGCGGGCUUGGCCGACUGCACGCCCUUUCACAGCCUCGCUGGCGGGCUGAUGAUGGCUUCAUCGUUACAUACGCUGCUGUCAAAGUCAGGAAUGGUCCUCGGCAUCUCGGGCUUCUUUCAUUCAACCGUGUCGUCGACCCUGGGAGCAAUCAAGGGCGAUCCAUCUGCAUCGCAAUCUUCAAUCUUCCCGCUUGCUGCUCGAUACUUCACGGCAGGCAUCUUGACCGGGGGCGUCAUCCUUGGUCUGUCCCGCAAUUGGGUCGAGGCCGGGCUCGGCGUGUCGAUUCUGGACGACGUCACCAAUGUCCAUCGCGCUUCCCUGCUCAAAUUGGCCGGGCUCGGCGCGAUGGUAGGAUUCGGCACCAAGCUGGGCAACGGUUGCACAUCCGGACACUUCCUUUGCGGGCUUUCGAGGCUGUCACUGAGGUCGCUCGUGGCCACUGCGACCUUCUUUGGUGUUGCUGUCGCGACCCGGGUCACAACGACGGCCCCUUCUGCGACCUCAUCAGCGGCCAUCAAGACUACAUUCGCUAGCCAUCUUCCAAGCAUGUUCCCGCAGCCUGACUUUGGGACGCUCCUCGUACUUCAAGCUCCCGCGAUCAUCUACCGCAGCGUGCCCGGCUUACUCGGAGCCAUCGAUCCUUCUGCGCCACCACAAGAGAACAGAUCGUAUCAACUGAUCGCAGCAAGGAUCAUGGCCUUCUUCGUAGGCAUCCACUUCUCCUUCGCCCUCGCCGUCAGUGGGAUGAUGAGACCGACCAAAGUGCUCGGCUUCCUCUCUUUGUCGCCCGAGCUCAUCUCUUCCGGUGCUUGGGACCCUUCUCUAGCGAUGGUAGCUAUCGGUGGUAUCAUCCCUGCCUCGAUUGCUUACUUCCGCGAGGUCAAGCCAAAGCAGGACGAGCUGCGUCGACGCAGCGCUCAGUCCGAUUCCAAGAGACCAGCCAAGCUCGACACGCAGCUGCAACCGGAAUUGUCGCUCGUCGCGCCCGAAUGGAGAACGCCAGCCAACCCUUCGAAGAUCGAUCUUCGACUCAUCGGCGGAUCUGUGCUGUUCGGCCUCGGAUGGGGGGCGACCGGACUGUGUCCUGGCCCGGCAUUGACAUCACUCGCUUCUCUUAGUGUCGAGACAGUCACCCGCAGCAGCUCAUCGGGCGUCCUGGACCUGUUCGUCUUCGUCGCUUCCAUGGCUGUUGGUGGACAGAUCGCCAGCUCGCUAUGA